AUGGCAGGGCGGACAGAGAGAGAGAAAAUGCUGCGCGGCGAACUCUACCAUGCCUUUACUCCGGACCUUGUAGCUGCGCGUGCAAGGUGCAAGUGGGCAUGUAAACGAUUCAAUGAUUCGGGAGAAGUCUCCCGCAGACGGCAAAUCGAGCUUUGGAGAGAGAUCAUCCAGGAUCCAACUCCCCUCCCCCCACCCGCGACGGACCCCGCAGCCGACGAAGCCCUCUUCGAAAACGAGCCGUGGAUCGAAGCUCCCAUCCGCAUGGAUUACGGCUUUAACGUAAAAGUGGGCGCAGGCGCCUUCAUAAACUUUAACUGUGUCAUCCUCGACACCUGCCUGGUGACCAUCGGGGCACGAACUCUCCUAGGUCCCAACGUAAAUAUCUACAGCGGGACGCAUCCGCUGGAUCCUGCGUUGAGGAACGGGACGAAAGGCCCAGAAUUGGGGAAGGAGGUGCAUAUAGGCGAGGAUUGUUGGAUUGGUGGGAAUGUGGAUAUUUUGCCGGGGGUGAGGAUCGGGAGGGGCGCGACGAUCGGGGCGGGGAGUGUGGUUAAUAAGGACGUACCGGCCUUCCAUGUUGCAGCUGGGAAUCCGGCGAGGAUCAUUCGGCGCAUUGAGACGUCGAUGGCUACGACAGAUUCGUCAGGGCGUGAAGCGCAGACCUGA
This is a messenger RNA of Paracoccidioides brasiliensis Pb18, 666 nucleotides long. RefSeq lists its product as uncharacterized. The transcript has 3 exons. The coding region runs from base 1 to 666 and encodes 221 amino acids. Gene Ontology annotation, molecular function: acetyltransferase activity. The record is from RefSeq and is a predicted model, not a curated record.